AUGCCUGGUGGCGAAAGGACGUAUCGUGUCGCCCCGCCAAUAAUUGAACAAGUCGAUCAAUAUUCAUCAGUGCGACCCGAAGACCUCGAGAAUGGGAUCCUAACGAUAUCAGACAACGAUGUUUCUACCACCGCCGCCAACUCGACUGGCUCCAACCAUUCCACCAAAAGCACACCUGCAGGCAAGAAUUGGGUCGUUGAUGGCCUACGUACUACCGGAUCACCAGGAAAAUCCAACCUAUCACGAAGCAACAGUAACGAUGGAGUGACUUGUAAAAGUGGUGGUACUGGUGGAUUAUUGAAAGCUUCUCAGGGCAUGUCACGAGCCAAUUCCGGUGAUGGAAGCACGAAAGGCAUGUUGAAAUCCCUGUCAAAAGAGAUGGGAAUGACACGUCGCCAAUCGAAUAAUUCAAGCACCUUUUCGAAAUUUCGGUCUCCUGAUGUAUCGGCAAUCCAGACUGCGAGAUUCAAGGGACAUCAUGCACCGGCUGAAACUCCUCACGCGUCACAGUUUCCGUCAAUGCUGAGUAAGGAGUUGGCCUUAUUGGACAUGUCGCAAAAGUACGAUCAGCAGCUGGUUGAGAUUGGUGAAGAAGGUACUGGAACUACUCAAGACCGUUUGCCGUUGGUUGGGGAAGUUGGACGUGCACGAUCAGUCGAACCUACGUCACCAAAUGGUGGCAUCACCGGUACCAAGGAAACCAAGAGAAUGUCGGCUGCCAAAGCAGCCGCUGUUGGAAUCGUCAAGAGACUAGGUAACAUCGGUAAAUCACGACCAACUACCGCUGCUACAGCUUCUACCUCUGGGUCAAACAAUUCUAGUAAAAUUGCAACACCAACAAACAAUUCCAGCUCGUCUGUCGAUCUAGUCGCUGCACUGCCAAUCCAGAAACCCAAGUCGAUGCCGAAGAGAGGUGCUGCUGGUUCAGCAUCAGCUCCAGAAGUGAAAUUACGAGCAGAUUAUGAAUUGGAAGACUUUGAUUUACGUGAACAAAUUGGAAAGGGCGCAUUUGCUAGAGUAUUCUUGGUCCGUUUCAAUCCUCGUGCUGGUCUUGCACCGCUUCGUAGUGGUGCAAAAUACUUUGCGCUCAAGGUGUUGAGCAAGAAGCAGAUAGUUGAUACUCGACAGGUCAAGCACGUCAUGAAUGAAAAACAUCUUCUGGAAAUGAGCAAGACGCCAUUCGUCGUCAACCUUCUCGCAACAUUUGUGGAUCCAAGGCAUCUCUUUUUGGUUAUGGAAUAUGUACCUGGUGGUGAUUUGUUUUCAUAUCUGAGAAAAUGUCGACGAUUCCCGGAAGAGACAGCCAGAUUCUAUUCUUGUGAAAUCCUGAUGGCUUUAGAAUACCUGCAUUCUCUCAAUAUCCUGUAUCGAGAUUUGAAACCUGAGAACAUUUUACUAGACGGCCAAGGCCACCUCAAACUCGCCGAUUUCGGAUUCGCCAAAAUCAGCCAAGACGUCGCAACAACUUUCUGCGGCACCCCGGCAUACAUGGCUCCCGAAGUAAUCCUCAAAUCCGCCUACACACAAUGCGUCGACUGGUGGUCCUUUGGCAUCGUCACCUACGAGAUGAUGGCCGGAUACACACCCUUCCACGACACAACCCCGCAAAAGAUAUACGAGAAUGUCCUUGGCGGCCAAUUCCGCUGGUCGUCGCAAAUCCAGCCUAUAUGUAAAGAAUUCCUGAAACGGUUGCUGGACCCGAUACCUAAACGCCGACUGGGCACUGCACAUGGGCUAGCAGGAGCGACUGAAAUCAAGAAUAAUGUAUGGUUUGACGAUGUUGAUUGGGAUGCUGCUGCGAGGAGGGAGGUACCGGUUCCAUGGGUGCCACCAGUUGGAUCUGAUUCUGAUGUUACGAAUUUUGAAAUUUACAAGGAUGAUUGCUCUGUUAUUGAUGCGGCUAGAGGUGUUAUGAGAGCUAAUGAGACUGAUGGACUAUAUGAUGAUGCAUUUAUUGGCUUUUGA
Molecule: messenger RNA, 1965 nt
Organism: Synchytrium microbalum
Lineage: Eukaryota; Fungi; Chytridiomycota; Chytridiomycetes; Synchytriales; Synchytriaceae
Exons: 3
Coding region: 1-1965 (654 amino acids)
Biological process (GO): peptidyl-serine phosphorylation
Cellular component (GO): cAMP-dependent protein kinase complex; nucleus
Molecular function (GO): ATP binding; cAMP-dependent protein kinase activity
Source: RefSeq, a predicted model, not a curated record